Acanthisitta chloris (rifleman) is the source of this 967-nucleotide messenger RNA. It is a transcript of the gene ZDHHC22, whose product is annotated as zinc finger, DHHC-type containing 22. Gene Ontology annotation, cellular component: Golgi apparatus. Bases 1 to 828 code for a protein of 275 amino acids. The transcript has 2 exons. The record is from RefSeq and is a predicted model, not a curated record. NCBI's taxonomy places the organism in Eukaryota, Metazoa, Chordata, Aves, Passeriformes, Acanthisittidae. Gene Ontology annotation, biological process: protein palmitoylation. Gene Ontology annotation, molecular function: palmitoyltransferase activity.
AUGCUAGUUCUCAGGUUGCUCAAUGUUGUCGCUCCAGCCUACUUCUUGUGCAUCUCCCUAGUGACCUUCGUCCUCCAGAUCCUUCUCUUCAUCCCCAGCAUGUUCAGAGACCCUUCCACCACCUCACUACUCUCUCCUGCUCUGCUGCAUGGGGCCCUCUUCCUCUUCCUCUCAGCUAAUGCCCUGGGCAACUACAUCCUUGUGAUCCAGAACUCCCCCGAGGAUUUGGGCAAGGGCUUAAACUUGGGCAAAGGAGCUGAAGUGGUGGCGGACUGGCUGGAUGGAAGCAGGUCCCCUGGCUCAGCCUUGCCCAGCACUCACUUCUGUAGACUGUGUGCCAGAGUCACCCAGAGGCAUGACCACCACUGUUUCUUCACAGGGAACUGCAUCGGGAGCAGGAACAUGCGAAACUUCAUUAUGUUCUGCCUCUACACCUCCCUGGCUUGCCUCGACUCCCUGGUGGCAGGCAUGGCUUACAUUUCUGCUACACUCUCCAUGUCCUUUGCGGACCCACUGGCCUUCCUCACUCUUCUGCCUCACUCCAUCAGCCAGUUCUUCUCAGGAGCUCUCCUUAGCUCUGAGAUGUUUGUCAUCCUCAUGCUCUACCUCUGGCUUGGGAUUGGACUGGCCUGCGCUGGCUUCUGCUGCCACCAGAUGCUGCUGAUCCUGCGUGGGCAGACACGGUACCAGGUGCGGAAAGGGAUGGUGGUAAGAGCCCGGCCCUGGAGGGAGAACCUGCAAGAGGUCUUUGGCAAGAAGUGGCUUCUAGGACUUCUCAUCCCUGUGCUGGACGUGGGAAGUGACUACUGUAGGCAGAAAGAAAAAUGAAAUCCCUCUGCGUCUGUAUGCAUGCCAUGCACGCAACACCUCCCCUGUUCUCUCCCACUGUCUCCUGGAUCACUAAAGAGCUGGGCUACUCCAUCUCUCGGGCUUGCAGCCACUGUGGGAGAAAGGGGUGGGCUAUCAA